AUGUCUCCAACAACCCUACUCACCUUACCCGCCGAGCUGCGCCAGAAGAUACUCAGCGAAACCAUCCACAUCAGAUUCGGCACCAGCGGAGCCGCCAUCUCGUCCCCCGCUGCGUCCGCCUGCCGCCAGCUUCGCGGCGACGUUAAAGAAAUCCUCCCCAGUUGGCUCCCCACUGCAUCCACCCCUACCAUCAUCCAGACGCCAACCGGCAUGGACAAGCUGCACGUCCUCGACAAGGUCCUCAAGCAGCGCGCCGAGUCCAGCAACCGCUCCUGGCCCGGCUUCCAGACCAUCCAAGUGCAACUCUUCACCCGCGACGCCGUGCGCGUCCAAAAGCCACGCAGGAGCUAUUGGCAGGUCACCAAUCCACUACAGCAUAGGGCGGGGAUGGACGGCACCUUUAACGUUCCUUCGCUCUGGGCUAAUAAAUUCCGUGGAAUGCCUACAUCCGUCAAACACGUGCUGGUCGAUCUGACGAUGCCCGAGACGCAGCUUCAAGAUAUCGAGGCCUGUGGGCCUGGCGGUCCACUCACUCCCAAGGGCCGGAUUCUGCCGUAUACUCGCUGGCAGCGGGUGUAUUGGUGCCUCACGCUCAGCAUGAUCGCGGACCUCGUGGAUGAGCUCCAGUACGGUCGCCAUUGGGCGACGCAUGGGCGGGGAGUGAUUGGUAGCUGGCGUAGGAAGGGAGAAUCAGUGAGGGAGACAUGA
Messenger RNA from Mytilinidion resinicola, 708 nucleotides. RefSeq lists its product as uncharacterized. The record is from RefSeq and is a predicted model, not a curated record. The coding region runs from base 1 to 708 and encodes 235 amino acids. The transcript has a single exon. Lineage: Eukaryota; Fungi; Ascomycota; Dothideomycetes; Mytilinidiales; Mytilinidiaceae.